AUGUCUGCCCCUCAGUCAAACCUCUGGAAGCCCCUCAAGUUGGGAAACGCCACCCUCUCCCAUCGAAUUGCUCUGGCCCCUCUCACACGUCUUCGCAACGAUGAAGAGCACCAUCCCAUGGAAAUCAUGACCCAGUACUACGCCGACCGAGCAUCGACACCUGGUACCCUCCUUGUCAGUGAAGCCACCGGCAUCUCCAAGUCCGCCGAGGCCGCUCCCCACACUCCUGGAAUCUCUUCGCCCGAGCAAGUCGCAGCCUGGGGUCGCAUCUACGACGCUGUCCACGCCAAGGGAUGCUUCAUCUUUCAGCAGCUCUGGGAUUUGGGCCGUGCGGCCUCCCCCGAGCUCCUCCAAAGCCAGGGGCUGAAGUACUAUUCCAGCACCAACAAACAGUUGGAGGGUCGCUCGAUUCCCCCUACUCCCCUGACUGAGGAAGAAAUCUGGGAAAAAGUGCAAGACUUUCGAUCUGCUGCCCGCAAGGUUAUUGAUGCUGGCGGCGAUGGCGUUGAGAUCCAUGGCGCUCACGGGUUUCUCAUCGACCAGUUCCUGUCCAGCAGCAUCAAUGAUCGAACUGAUAAAUGGGGUGGCUCCAUUGAGAACCGAGCUCGCUUCCUACUUGAGGUUGUCAAGGCUGUUGUUGAGGAGAUUGGUGCCGAAAGAACUGCCAUUCGCCUCAGCCCCUUUGCAACCUUUCAAGGCGCCUACACGAUUAACACGUGGGAGCAAUCAAGCUACAUCAUCGGGGAGCUCAAGAAGGCCGGCUACAAGCUCGCAUACCUAUCCUUUGUUGAGCCACGGGCCAAUCCUACUGUUACCGACCGUGAUAUCGGUCUGGCCUCAGAUGUCGUGAAUCCUUUUGGGGAGAAGAAGCAGAGCCUCGACUUUAUUCUCGAGGCGUGGGACAACCAAUCUCCUGUCAUGGUGGCUGGUGGUUAUCUGCCUCACAACGUAUACCAAGCGGUGGACGGGCACUAUAAGAAGUGGGACGUUGUGGUUGCCUUUGGUCGAUGGUUCGUUUCGAACCCGGAUUUGGUGUUUCGGGUCAAGAAUGGAGUGCCGUUCACGCCUUACAAGAGGGAGCUGUUUUAUGCUUUCAAGAGUAACGAGGGGUAUAACGACUACGCCUUUAGCGAUGAGUUUAUUCACUCGGCCAAGGUAGAGGUCGCGAAGGCGUAG
Fusarium vanettenii 77-13-4 is the source of this 1176-nucleotide messenger RNA. RefSeq lists its product as uncharacterized. NCBI's taxonomy places the organism in Eukaryota, Fungi, Ascomycota, Sordariomycetes, Hypocreales, Nectriaceae. The record is from RefSeq and is a predicted model, not a curated record. The transcript has a single exon. Gene Ontology annotation, molecular function: FMN binding; NADPH dehydrogenase activity. Bases 1 to 1176 code for a protein of 391 amino acids.